CCUCCGUGUAUAAAUUACUGGUCACAUUAACUCAUAUUUUUCGCAUACAGUUGCAUUUAGAUCAAAUACAAAACUACAAAAGACCCCAAAAAAGCAUGAAUCCUCCUAUGUUUUACUUCCUUUUUGCCUUAACAACAGUUUUGGCCGCCACUAUCGCAAACGCACAACCUGUUCUCGACACCGAUGGAGACAUCAUAUUUGGCGGAAGUUACUAUGUUCUUCCCGUCAUCCGCGGCCAGGGGGGCGGCCUGACUCUCGCCGGCCGUGGUGAUCAGCCAUGUCCUCUCGACAUCGUGCAGGAAUCAUCCGAGGUUGACGAGGGCAUUCCCGUAAAAUUCUCAAACUGGAGGUCUAAAGUUGGGUUCGUUCCCGAAUCCGCGAACCUCAACAUCGAGACGGAAGUCGCAGCCACGAUAUGCGUCCAGUCAGCCUACUGGUGGGUUGAUGAGAAUGCGAAGUUUCGCGUGACGGCUGGACCGAAGCCAGACGAACUCGUAAAAGAGUCGUACCUGAGUUUCUUCCAGAUCCAGAAUGUUUACGACCAUUUUUACCAGUUUGCUUUCUGUCCUACUGGUCCUAAAAGUUGCUCCGAUGUCGGGGUCUUUGUGGAUGAAAAUGGCGUUCGACGUUUGGCUUUAACCAAGAGGGCUGACAAUACGCCAUUCUUGGUUAUGUUCAAAAAAGCAAAUGUGCCAGAGAACUCGUCCAAGAUUAUGUCUAUUAUUUGAGAGAAAAGAUUACUAAAUGAAAGACAAUAAUAACAGUCAUAACUUUAUGAGACUGCUAAUAAAAAAAAAGGGACUCUCAAUAUGUGUUUCUCUUUGUUCAUCAAAUUUGGAAUAAAACAUAUUUCCUA
Molecule: messenger RNA, 856 nt
Organism: Camelina sativa (false flax)
Lineage: Eukaryota; Viridiplantae; Streptophyta; Magnoliopsida; Brassicales; Brassicaceae
Source: RefSeq, a predicted model, not a curated record